UCGAGACCAAGCCAAGUGAGCGCGAGAAAUAACGACGGAAGGUGCCCACCUACAUUUAGCCGCAUUGAACGAUAAUGCAGACAUGUGUAAGAUUCUAAUCGACGCGGGAGCCAAUAUCAACCCAGUUUUGCGAACAUCCAAAAAUUCACUAAUGACGCCCAUGGAUUGCGCGCUCCAGCGUGGAUUCAGGUCAACGGCGAAGUAUCUUCAACUCCACGGCGGCGUUCCAGCGAACCGUCUCACUGGCCCCUCUCAAGGACCCGCCAUCUCGAGCGCCAUCAGUUUGCAAAUUAGAGACGACGUGACGCUUUGGGGAGGUACAAGUUCGGAAGGUGAAAGUGAGGACACCAAGCAAAAGAAAAAGAAGAAAAUGUACAAAAGGAAGUUGGACUACAAGUUUGAGAAGAAAAAGGAGCCGAUAUCUUUAAGCGAUUUGGAACCAACCAAAUUGUGUGAAUUAAAUUCGGCACAUUCUGUCGAGAAGAGCAACACUGUCGAACGUAAAGACGCCACAACGUCUAUAGAUAACGACAAUCCGCAUCAAAGUGAAAUUAUAAUUUAUGCCAAUGAAGUGAAUAUCAAUGAAAAAUUGGGGGACAUAAAAAUAGAACGAACAAACGAAAUUUCCACCGAACGAGGUAAAAUUAAUUUAAAUUAUACUAAAAGAAAUAGUUCUAGCUCUGAGAGACGACCGAAAAGUGCGAAGUAUGGUAGACUUAGAAAAAAUAAAAAAUCGAUCGAUACGAAUGAAGUAGAACAACAAGUAGGAGAAGAAGAAUUUACUGGAAAAAAAGAUGCUGAAAGUGAUAUAUCAGAAAAAAGAAUGCAAGUAAUAGAAGAUCAUAAUGAGCGUACGCACGAAGAUGACGUGGAAAAAUGUAAUAACGUUGCGCCUUUGGAAAUGGCGCCAGAAGCUGCACUUGCGUGUCAAUCAAAUGGCCAAUCAGCAAGGUCUAACACCAGUUUAGAAGACGACGAUGGUCAUAAAGAAAUGGUGGUUGAAGUAUCAGUGCAUUCGCCUCCUAAAACACCUCAAUUUGAUACGAAGCAGGCUAUUCCAAGUAACGUUCAAAAUGGCGAAACUAAAGGGGAUGAAGGCAAUGUUGCACAUGAAGUGAUAGUGGAUUUGCCCUCAACAAACGACGUACCAAAAGAUGUUCAGAUCAAACAAGAUCGGAUAGAUAUAAAACACGAACCAGAAGAAGAUAUCAGCCCCACUGCCAUAAACGGUGGCGAUGCAAUCAGUAUCGCAGAUACAAAAGUAAAUGGAUCUAAGGAACCUACAACUACUCCGGAUAGCGGCAAUGUAUUGAAGACAAUCGAGGCUUCGCCUUCGCAGCAGUUAUCUGACAAUAACGCUAAAGACGAGUGUAUGAAUGAAGAAAGUGCCUUAACAAAUAAUCAAGUGGAGGACAAUAGCUUGGCUAAUCAAAUUGACGUUACUAUAAAAUCAAAGAAUAACGGUGCUCAAGAUUCACAUGGUAAAAAAAGCGAUGUGGAUACUCAUACGGUAGAGCUAGAAACGCAAACUGGUGCUCAUGAUCUUACCCCAGUUGGUUUCCCCAAUUCUAAACCAAGAGAAAGAUCAACCGAUACACUAUCUGAUGAAGAAAGUUCCUCUAGUACUAUUAAUACAAAACAGCAUAAGAGCUUUACAGUGUUAAAUGACGAUGAAUAUGCACACGUCCCAGAGGUGAAGGCCUCGUCGGAAAGUGGAUCACCUAAAAAAUUUAGUCAACACGAACGACUGCGUCGUAGUAAAAUUCCCACUCCGAUAUCUAACCUGAAGUCUCCUCUGUCGAAAAGCGAUAGAUACUUAGAGCGUUCCAAGCAAGACCGCACUGGCAUUGACAUUCGUGUUCCAUCACUUCCAAAUAUUUACACGGCUAAAGGAAUGGAGUUAAAGGAGACACGUCCUGUUUCGAAUAUAUCCGCACCGAUAGCGUCAACUUACAGUGACAACGACAAAGAAACCGGAUCAGAUGGUGAUGAAAUGGGUAGUGCCAACAGGCGAAAAAAGCUGAGAAAACGAUCGAAAGGAAGAAACGCGAAGAGUGCGGGUAGCGACUACGACAGUAAUUUGAUUGAUUCCGGUUUUGAGCCCAGUCCCAGGAGCACGAGGUUACCAAAAUCGAAGCAUAUGACCGAACGCGGGGUCAAUAUGACGUCCGUUACUCAAACAAUCCAAUCCAAUAUUAGGAGGUAUCAUUUGGAGAGAAAAAUCUUUCAGCAUUUGCUAGAUCUAAAACGGUUGCAAAUACGUUCGGGCCAACACAACGAAGCUGUGCUAGUGAAACGUGCAAUAGACGCUUACCAUCGGUCCUGCGCGGCAACUGUAGGUGCCGGUCGAUACCUAUCUCAGGACUACACGUUCAAGCAGUUCGAAAAUUUCCUCUACAACUCGUUGCGCAAGAUACAGAAGAACGGAAGCGAACAUUUGAAUGGACUUCCCGAAACACCCCGGAAUCCGUUGCAUUGCACUCAAAGCACACAUCGUUGUGACCACGCUACUCACGCCUACACGGGAGUUCCGUGUGCUGCUUAUUUGCCCAGGAUGAACCAUCACAACAUUCCAAAGAUCGGGUUUGAAUGUAAACCUUCAAAUUUUUUACCGAAAAUUGCCUCGAAGAACGCUGUAACGUUGGAGUUGUGCCACGGAAACGACAAGCAAGUGAUUUCGCUACCAGCAGAACGUUUAGAUCAAAAUAAGCGAUACUACGUUACUUUCACUGUAAAGGGAUCAGAUGAAAAGUCCAGUAAUGACUCAGUUCCGAAUUCACAUCUACAUUCAAAGAGCGAUUAGCCUCUAAGGAUUAUUACGUAAUUCUGUGCCUCUAAAAGAAAAUUAUGUGCAAUAUUUUAUUUGAUCUGUUACAUGUAAUAUAGUGCCUAUUAUUUAUUCGUACAUAUUUUAAUAAACGUUAUAGGAAGUUG
Photinus pyralis (common eastern firefly) is the source of this 2934-nucleotide messenger RNA. RefSeq lists its product as uncharacterized. The record is from RefSeq and is a predicted model, not a curated record. Bases 83 to 2803 code for a protein of 906 amino acids. The transcript has 4 exons. Lineage: Eukaryota; Metazoa; Arthropoda; Insecta; Coleoptera; Lampyridae.